UCUUAUCUUUUCCUCUCUAAACCUUUUUCGAGUCUUUCUUUUUCAUUUUUUCCUCCUCUUUCCUCUGAUCUUUCUUUCUCUCUUUCUUUUUCAUUUUAUUUUUUUCCUCUGAUUUUAUUUGUUCUUUUCUAAGCUCGGGUAAAACAGUCCGAACGCGAGAGAGGCAGGGAGCGUGCGCUCGCGGUUCAGCAUGCGCUCUUGGAGAGGUGUGUCGUUACACCCCCCCUUUCCCACACACACACACACACACACACACACCGCCGGGGAUUUCCAGCGCCAGAGAUGUUCAACUCGUCUCCGUCGGCUUCUACGCUCUUCUUCUCCGCGGAUCGUGAUCAUGACGUCGCCGGCGGCUCCUCGCGCACGUUCCGUGGCGGCGGCGUCGGUGUCGGUGUGGGCGACGGUGACGGGAACAACGGCUCGUGCACCGAGCAGCCGCUCGAGUUCGCGCCCGCGGAGAAGGUGGCCGUGGGUCUCGCGCUAGCCGCGGUCACGGCGGUGACGGUGAUCGGGAAUGCGCUCGUGGUGGUGGCCGUGUGCGUGGUGAAGAAGCUCCGGCAACCCUCCAACUACUUGCUCGUGUCGCUCGCGGCCGCCGACCUGUCCGUGGCGCUCGGGGUCAUGCCCUUCGCCAUAGCAACCGACCUCACCGGCGGGAAAUGGCUGUUCGGCGAAGCUUUCUGUAACGUCUUCAUCGGCAUGGAUGUCAUGUGCUGCACGGCGUCCAUCAUGACCUUAUGCGUCAUCAGCGUGGACAGGUAUCUGGGCAUCACACGACCUUUAACGUACCCCGCACGUCAGAACGGUCAACUGAUGGCGAAGAUGAUCUUCGGGGUGUGGCUGGUGUCGGCGUCCAUCACGCUUCCGCCCUUUUGCGGCUGGGCGAAAAACAUCAACGAAGAAGGAGUGUGUCUGAUCAGCCAGGACUUCAGCUACACCAUCUACUCCACCGCUGUGGCCUUCUACAUCCCCAUGCUCGUCAUGCUCUUCAUGUAUUACAAGAUCUUCAAAGCGGCGAGAAAGAGCGGCGCCAAGCAUCGCUUCGAGUCGGUGAGGAUGCAAGGGCUGAAAACGCAGCAGCACCCGGUGGCCGAGGAGUGCGUGGCGUUGUCUCGGCUCCUCAGCCCCGAGCGCCAGAACAUGUCCAUCUUCAAGCGUGAACAGAAAGCUGCCACCACGCUGGGUGUCAUCCUCGGAGUCUUCACCAUCUGCUGGCUGCCUUUUUUCAUCCUGACCACGGCCAGGCCGUUUAUAUGCGGCAUCGAGUGCAGCUGUGUCCCCAUUUGGAUCGAGAGGACGCUGCUGUGGUUCGGCUACGCCAACUCGCUCGUCAAUCCGUUUAUUUACGCCUUCUUUAACCGCGACCUGCGCUCCACCUACUGGGAUUUGCUACGCUGCCGUUACCGCAACAUCAACCGCAGACUUUCUGCCGUCGGCGUACACGAGGCCCUGAAGUUUUAAAACCAGUCCAGGCUUAUUUCAGACCCUGUAAGGUCUAAUGUUGGAUUUGGAUCCUAUGUGGAGAGGUUGUUUUUUGUUUUGUUUUUUUUUCACGAGAAAACUCAAGGAAGGAUGAAACCACAUGCCACCUUUCAAGAGGCUUUUUCGGGGAAAAAAGAUUUGCAGUAGAAAGGUGAACUCUGAAAAGGACACAGUAGGAGGUUGGGAUGCUUCGGGAUGCACGGGCAUGGACGCUAUUUUUGGACUCUGCGAUGGAGAACAAAAGGGAGUGCUGAAGCAGGUUGACAGGUGAUUUUAAAUAUCCUUAAAAAAGUGAAAAGGACGCAUUAUAUUUGUGGAUCUAACGAAUGAGGAUGAAAGGAGAUUGCGGAAUGGACAAGAGCGAGGAAAUUUUUUUUUUUUUUUUUUUUAAAUUUUUUUUAGAAAGAUCAAAAUUUCUGGACUGCGUGAAGGACACUCUAAAGGUUUUUCCAUGAAAUUUAAAGUGGAAACUAUUUUCUGGGCCGUUUUCUUGGCUGGAAUUCUCAAGGCAGAUGUUUCUGUCCGUGUCAGAUGUGGACUGCAAGCGCUAGUGGAUAAUCGCUGCUGUAGGGCUUGUGGUCAGCGCUGACUAAUGUUGGGAACGUGUGUGUGUGUGUGUUUACGCGUGUUCCAAAGUGAAGGUGACAAGAGAGACAGGGCACAAAUGCUGCGUCCAAUGACUCACCCUGUGUAUUUUAAGAAACAUGCGUUUAGCAAGGGUCGGCUAUGUCCUCCAAGGAUUAUCAGACUUGAGAAAGCUUCGUGUGAAUGCCGUGCUCGGAUCUGACCUGUUUUUUUGGCCAGAUUUAACUGGGUUACGUAUAAUAAUAACAAUAAUAAUAAUAAGGAAAAAAUCCACACACACAGAGGCUUAAUGAUGGUAAUUUGAGUCGCAUUCAAUUGCAAAUGAACCUCUAGCAUCUGGCCAGGACACAGAAAUGUUCCAUAUGUACAAUAACAUUUUAUUGUUGUAUAAUUGUCAAAUAUUUGUGCAGGAAAAACCUUCCCCUUUAUGUAUAUUGUCAGUUGUAAAUCAGUUCCCGGAAAGUUCUAUGCUAUUCUUUCCUGUAUAAUACGGAGAAGACAAAGUCUAUUUAAAUGUUUUGUUAUCAUGUGGUUUAUGCAGAUGUUUCGUCUCGUAUUCUGGAGAAAGAAACAGCUUUUUUGUUCUAUGAAGAAGUGAUUGUUGAGGAUGAACGUGGAUAUUAUUUGUUUCAGUUUUUCUGUUUACUUGAAAGCCAUUCGAGCGGAAGUGAAGGAUCCGAUCGAGGCGUGUGGAGUCCCUCAUUUAUAAAGGAAUAAAACACUCCGUGUCAUGCCGUUAAUUGGACCCCGGGCUUGUUUGAUUAAGCCGAGGAAGCUGAUUAUUUUCCCGUAACAGCGCGACACCGCGUGUUUUAUUCCUCUUGUACCACUGAAAGAAACAAAACAAAAAAAGUCAUUCUUUAAUAAAUGAAAUACAAAAUAGUUCCUGUUAUCGCUUAGCAGCUUGAAACCUACAUACUGUAUAUUCUUCUUCCCUCACUUUCUGGUGAAGGAAAUAAAACAUACAGCUUGUUAUUGAGAAACUUGUAAAGCACAACAACAUCCUCCAGCUUUAGAUUUCCCUGUGAUGGAAAACAUUAAAGUUACAGCUUUACCUCUGCCUGUUACAAAGCACUGACACUGGAGACUCCUUCUUUAAAUGUUAAAUAAACGUCUUUAUAUUUAAAAAGAAAUCAGCAUAUGGAUGUUUUGGAUUAUGUGGUGUAUUAAUGAUACAGGUCCCUGUGUAUGAGCUGUUACUAUGGAAACGAUAACCCUGUGAUUGUGGAAAUGUUUCAAAGGGAUGGCAAGAAUUCUGGAGCUGUAACGAUCUGUUUAACGUCUGUAAAGGACACGACUUAAUUUAGGAUCACGUGGAAUUUGUUUACAUAAUUUUGCAUAUUGUUUACUUAGGAAAUGCCACAAUUUUUUAUCAUGUACGCAUUGUAUCUUUUCCGUCAUGCAUGAUGUGUAUGCCUUAUGAGAUGCGCACUAAAAACCUGGUGUGACUUUGACAAGCAACAAAAAAGGGUAAAGAAAGAAAUCAAGAAAAAGAAACAAAAAUUCUGAACCUGAAAAACCACCUAAAAAAAAUCUCCCAAAACAACCCCAAAAUUGCCCUAAACAAAAGGCGAAAAUUCCCAAAAAUUCCUGAAUGACAACACGGAAAAAAAAACCAGAACAAAAAUCUCCCCCAAAAAAAACCAACCUGAAAAUUCCCCCAAAAAACACAACCCAAAAAAUUUCCCCCGCACAAAAAGACAACCUGAAAAUUCCCCAAAAAACCAACCUGAAAAUUUCUGAAUAACAACCCAAAAAUUCCAGACAAUUUUUGAAAAAAAAAAAAAAAAUCCCUGAAUUUCCUGAAAAUUCCCCCAAAUAAUCUGAAAAUUCCCGAAAAUUCCUGAAUAACAGCCCGAAAAUUCCAGAAAAAUCCCGAAAAACAAUAUGGAAAAUCCUGGAAAAUGAACUUCUAUUACAGCUAAAAAUCACUGUGUUUAAAUUAAAGACAACUUUUUUGUGGUCCUUAAAUAUCCAGAUAAAUGUUUUGUGUAGUGUGAAGUAACAAGUCACUCAUGGUAUCUUGUGCAUGUGUCAUCUCGGCAUUUUGCCCAAAAUAAUCUGCAAGUUAGCUGAUUUAAUCCAAUAUUAACCAGUCCUUCCUAAAAGAAAUCUUUUCAUCAUCAAUCUGUGUCUUGAAGUUAAUAAGUCAGUCCCUCCAGGAUUCUGUGAUCACAGAAGUUUACAGAAAAUCAAGAAAACUCCACAAUAUUCACAGAAUCUCGCAAUUCGACGGCAGAUUUAUUUUGCAGAUUUGGGCCGAUAUUUGUAUUGUGUAUUAUGUAACGUCAUCACAACACGCAUUCAUCCAAAUCCCUCUUCCUUUAACGACUCGGAACAAGUCAUUACAUAUGUGGCUUUACUGCUAGGAGUUUAAAAGAGGAAUCUAAUUAGUUUUCUGUAAAAUAAAUGAAAUGAAAUGAAAUGAAAUUGGCACAAUUUUUGCUUUUUAAAAACACCCCCAGAAAAAUCAAUAAUUUGAUGGACACAAUA
Hemibagrus wyckioides is the source of this 4560-nucleotide messenger RNA. It is a transcript of the gene htr7c, whose product is annotated as 5-hydroxytryptamine (serotonin) receptor 7c. Gene Ontology annotation, biological process: vasoconstriction; G protein-coupled receptor signaling pathway, coupled to cyclic nucleotide second messenger; circadian rhythm. The transcript is spliced from 2 exons. Gene Ontology annotation, cellular component: dendrite; plasma membrane. Bases 283 to 1461 code for a protein of 392 amino acids. The record is from RefSeq and is a predicted model, not a curated record. NCBI's taxonomy places the organism in Eukaryota, Metazoa, Chordata, Actinopteri, Siluriformes, Bagridae. Gene Ontology annotation, molecular function: G protein-coupled serotonin receptor activity; neurotransmitter receptor activity.